Lepisosteus oculatus (spotted gar) is the source of this 7948-nucleotide messenger RNA. The record is from RefSeq and is a predicted model, not a curated record. Lineage: Eukaryota; Metazoa; Chordata; Actinopteri; Semionotiformes; Lepisosteidae.
GGACCUCGGCAGCGCUAGGAGCUCGGUAGUGCGCCGCAACUCCGGAGGACUGUGCGCAGGUUACGGAUAGAGCCAGAUACAUACGGAUAUACACGCCUUUCAUCCCGCACACACAAGGAAGGGAUACCUGUUUCAUUCGGGAGAAAGGUCUUUUGUCCGAAAAUGAGGUGGUUCCCCGGAUGCUCUCUCCCCCGGUGGCCCUGAUAGGUUUGCAGUGACCGACGAGGCCCGCAGUCAUGUCCAGCUCGGGAUACCCUGCUGGCCAGGGGGCCUUCAGCACCGAGCAGAGCCGUUACCCCCCUCACUCAGUCCAGUACACUUUCACCACAGCGCGCCAUCAGGAGUUUGCAGUUCCCGACUACCGGCCACACCUGCAGGAGGUCAGCUCAGCCUCCCAGCUCCUCCAGCAGCAGCAGCUCCGGAGGCGCCCCUCCCUGCUCUCGGAGUUCCACCCUGGGACAGAACGGCCGCCCGACAGGAGGCAUGGCACUUACGAGCAGCAGUUCCACACCGUGUCCUCCCAGUCUGACCACGAGGCCUUGGAGUCAAAGAGGCCGAGGAUCGAGGCGGUUUCCGAGGCCCAUUUCCAGCGUGCUGCGGCGGCUGGGGUCCUGUCCCUGACACACACGCUGCCGGAUGGCCUGAGGGCUUCGGCGGACGUGAAGAAGGAGACCACAUCGUUCAACGUGAAGACCGAGGCCUCUUCCCCGGGACCUGGCACCCAGCACCUGGUGGACGAGCAGGACGCCUCCCCGUCCAAACUGUCCAAGGAAGAGCUGAUCCAGAGCAUGGACCGCGUGGACAGGGAAAUUGCCAAGGUGGAGCAGCAGAUCUUCAAACUCAAGAAGAAGCAGCAACAACUGGAGGAGGAAGCAGCAAAGCCAGUAGAGCCAGAGAAGCCGGUCUCUCCACCACCUGUGGAGCAGAAGCACCGCAGCAUCGUGCAGAUCAUCUACGACGAGAACAGGAAAAAAGCUGAAGAAGCCCAUAAGAUAUUUGAAGGGCUUGGGCCGAAAGUUGAACUGCCCCUCUAUAAUCAGCCAUCAGAUACAAAGGUUUAUCAUGACAACAUUAAAACCAACCAAGUGAUGAGAAAGAAGCUUAUUCUGUUUUUUAAGAGGAGGAAUCAUGCACGCAAGCAGAGGGAGCAGAAAAUCUGCCAGCGCUACGACCAGCUGAUGGAGGCAUGGGAGAAGAAGGUGGAGCGGAUCGAGAACAACCCGCGGAGGAAAGCCAAGGAGAGCCGGACCAGGGAGUACUACGAGAGACAGUUCCCCGAAAUCCGCAAGCAGCGGGAGCAGCAGGAGCGGUUUCAGAGAGUGGGCCAGCGAGGGACGGGCCUUUCAGCCACCAUAGCCAGAAGCGAGCAUGAGAUUUCAGAAAUCAUCGACGGACUAUCCGAACAGGAGAACAACGAGAAACAGAUGCGUCAGCUCUCUGUCAUCCCACCCAUGAUGUAUGAUUCCGAGCAGAGGAGGGUGAAGUUCAUCAACAUGAACGGGCUGAUGGACGACCCGAUGAAGGUGUACAAGGCUCGCCAGUUCAUGAACGUCUGGACUGACCACGAGAAGGAGAUCUUUAAGGAGAAGUUCGUGCAGCAUCCCAAAAACUUUGGGCUCAUUGCUUCGUACCUAGAAAGAAAGUGCGUUGCGGACUGCGUUUUGUAUUACUACUUGACGAAGAAGAACGAGAACUACAAGACCCUGGUGAGGCGCAACUACGGGCGGCGCAGAGGGCGCAGUAACCAUCAACAGAUAACACGUCCUUCUCAAGAAGAAAAAGCAGAAGAAAAGACCGAGGAGGACAAGGCGGAGAAAAAAGAGGACGAGGAGAAGAAGGAAGAGGAGGAGAAAGAUGAGAAAGAGGAAUCGAAGGACAUCGGCAAAGACAGAGACAAGUGCGAAGGCGGCGGAGAGGACGAGGAAGGCAAAGAACAAGCCACGCCACGCGGCAGGAAGACCGCCAACAGCCAGGGCCGGCGCAAGGGCAGGAUCACGCGCUCCAUGGCCAGCGAGGCAGCAGCCGUGGCAGCCGAGGAAGGCCCCGCGCCCCCGCCUGCCCCCGCGGAGCCCGCACCACAGGAGCCUGCUCAGCCCCCGAAAGCAGAGGCAGCACCGAAGAGCAGCCGGGACCAGGCCAAAGGCAGCCUGGUAACCAUGGAAACGCAAGCACACAGAGGCACUGCGGAGUCUGGGGAGACAUCGCGCUGGACCGAGGAAGAAAUGGAAGUAGCCAAAAAGGGGUUAGUGGAGCAUGGACGCAACUGGUCAGCCAUUGCCAAGAUGGUGGGCACCAAGAGCGAAGCCCAGUGCAAGAACUUCUACUUCAACUACAAGAGACGACACAACCUGGAUAAUCUCCUCCAGCAGCACAAGCAGGGUGCGCGGCGUUCCAGGGGAGAUCGAGACGUGUCGCAGAGUGAGAGUGUGGCCUCGACCAUCUCCGCUCCAGAGGACGAGGAGAAUGAGGGCUCCAACGAGGAGGAGAAUCCCGAGGACAGCGAAGUGGAUGACCUGGAGUGGAGGAUGUUCGCUCUAGACAGGCCGUCUCUGCUCAGCCCCGCUGGCUCAGUCCUGGUGUCUUCGGCCAUCAAACAAGGGCACCUCAACGUGCAGCAGCUACAGCAGCGAGCCGCCAUGAUCCCUCCCAUGGUGUCCCCUGCCUUCGGCGCCGCCGUGAACCCCCCGCUGAGCGGCCUGGCCAUGUACCAGCAGCAGAUCACGGCGGCGGUGCACGAGGCCUCGCACCAGGAGGAGAAGCAGCGCCAGGACCAGGCGGACCCGGAGAGGCGCAGCUCCAGCUGCCCCCGAACCGGCACCAAGAGCCCCUCUGUUCUGGACCGGGACGCUGGGAAGCCAUUCGCCUACAUGCCUUACGAGGUGAAGCUGUCAAUGGAACAGGAUGCUCAGUCUCACGGUAACUCUGCCAGGUCUGCAUCUCCAUACAGGCUUUCCCCCAGGGAAUUCAACAAGGCCUCCCCACAGCCCGAAGCCUCUCGUUACAGCGUGCCACCAGUCCUCCAGCCUGCUCCGAACCAGAUCUUGCCGAGCCUCCCUGAUGGAGUCCGGGUGACAUUUUCCAGACCCACAAGACCUGCCAACAUUCCGUCUCCUCCCCCCCUCAUUCCAUCUUCCAAACCAUCCGACAAGCCAUCCUUUAUCAUGGGGGGGUCCAUAUCCCAGGGAACUCCAGGAACGUACUUGCCUUCUCACAGCCAAACAGUGUACAGUCAAGAGGCAGCUAAGAGCUCUGUAGGCUCCAUUUCCUUGGGCCUUCCGAGACAGCAGGACCCCUCCAAGCCAGUGUCGUACAUCAAGCAGGAGGAGUGCUCUCCUAGAGGCCAGGCUGCCCAGGCUGAAGGGCUUUUGUCACGGGCGCAGUAUGAAGGUGUAGUGAGAGGUAACCCGAUGUCCGCUAUCCAGGAGGGCAGCAUCACGAGAGGCACUCCAGCCAAGGUCUCUGCCGAGGGCCUUGCUUUCCGAGGUGGCUCCAUCACUCAGGGAACCCCAGCUCUUCCCCAGUCCGGCAUCCCUGCAGACCUGCUGCUGAAAGGCACCAUCACCAAGCUGGCCACGGAGGAUGUGGGCAGCCCUGAGAAAGCCAGGGAGGAGGGUCUCUCCAAAGGGCAUGUCAUCUACGAAGGGAAGAGCGGGCACAUCGUCUCUUACGACACUGUUAAGAAUGUAAGAGAAGGCACAAGAAGCCCGAGGACAGGCCACGAGCUCAUUGGGGUGAAACGCAGCUAUGAAAUGAUGGAGGGAUCAAUAACCAGAGGCCACCCUGUAAGGGAAUCCCAAGUUUCAGCACCUUAUGAAGGUUUGAUAAGUCGUGCACUGCCAAGGGAAGGCCCUCAUGCAGAUCCCAAAGAAAGGACUGUACUAUCUGGAUCCAUCAUGCAAGGGACGCCACGGGCAACGGCAGAAGCUUUUGAUGAGGGGCACAAGUACGGCAAGCAGAUUAAGCGCGAGAGCCCCCCGAUCCGCACCUUCGAUGGAGCCAUCACCAAGGGCAAGCCCUACGAGCCGGUGACCACUAUUAAGGAGAUGGGCCGCUCCAUCCACGAGAUCCCCCGGCAGGAGCUAUCGGGCCAGGAGAGCCGCAAGACUCCAGACAUGGCGCAGAACACUCGCCCCAUCAUAGAAGGGUCUAUAUCCCAGUCUGGGAAAGCAGUGAGUCACGAGAGGAAAAACACCCUCACCCCAACUCAGAGAGACAGCGUUUCUGCCAAAUCGCCGGUGUCUGGGGGUGACCCACUGGCCCCCCACAGCCCCUUCGACCCCCACCACCGCGGCGUUGUCCCAGGGGAGGUCUACCGGGCGCACCUGCCCCCCCACCUCGACCACACUAUCGCCUUCCACCGUGCGCUUGACCCAGCUUAUUUAUUUCCAAGACAGCCUUCGCCAACUGGUUACCACAACACGUAUCAGCUGUACGCCAUGGAGAACACACGCCAGACCAUUCUCAAUGAUUACAUCACCUCCCAGCAGAUGCAGGUCAUUCCCCGGCCUGACGUUGCUAGGGGACUGUCGCCACGGGAGCAGCAGAUCACCAUCCCCUAUCCGCCUGGAGCAAGAGGGAUUAUUGAUCUAGCCCAGAUGCCUCCCGCUAUCCUGUUGCCUCACCCAGGGGGAACAAGUACUCCCCCAAUGGACCGCAUCACCUACAUCCCUGGAACUCAGGCCCCUUUCCCUCCUAGGGCUUUCAACCCAGCUUCCAUAUCUCCAGGUCACCCCGCCCACCACGCGGUGUCGUCGGCCAGCGCGGAGCGCGAGCGGGAGCGGGAGCGGGAGAGGGAGAGGGAGCAGAGAGAGCGCGAGAAGGAGAGGGAGAAGGAGCGAGAGAGGGAGCAGAGGGAGAGGGAGAGGGAGCAGAGGGAGAGUCUGUUCUGUUAUCUAGUGUCUUCCAGUCGGUAUGAUGCACCCAGUGGGGACGCCGUUGAGCUCGUCAGCCCUGCCACCUCUCCGGCACAGUCGCAGGAGAAGCAGGACACCUCCUUCUCGCAGGAGAUGACCAAACCGGCUCAGGCUGAGGCUGAGCAGCGCUCGUUCGAGUCCCAAAUGGGUCGGUACCGGCAGCAGUCGGAGUCGCCCUCCCCACAGCAGCCCCCUUCCUCCCAGGCCGACAUGUACCCCCAAGUCCCCAAGACUCACCGCGUCAUGACGCUGGCAGACCACAUCUCGCUUGGCAGCGUGGCUAUGGAUACGUACGAGCCCAUUUCCCCCCCGCAGAGCUACCCCAGCAUGGACAAGCAGGAGGCCAUGCUGCAGCAGGCCCAGAGACGGGAGGCCGACAACCCAGAGCAGAGGAGUGACUCUCGCUCUCCUGGCAGUGUAAGCUACCUGCCCUCUUUCUUUACUAAGCUGGAGAACACCUCCCCAAUGGUGAAAUCCAAGAAGCAGGAGAUAUUUCGUAAGUUGAACUCCUCUGGUGGCGGGGAUUCUGACAUGGCAAGCGCACAGCCGGGGACAGAGAUCUUUAACCUGCCUGCAGUCACCACUUCUGGUGGCGUCAGCUCCAGGAGUCACUCCUUUGCAGACCCGGCGAGCAAUCUGGGUCUGGAGGACAUCAUCCGCAAAGCCCUGAUGGGCAGCUUUGAAGACAAGCAGGAGGAGCACCAGGGAGCCAACUCCCAGGCCAUUAGCAUGGCCAUGGGCAACAUGACCACCACCAUGACCACCAUGAGCGAUGCCCGGAGAGAGGAGGCCAACCCUUCCCCUGGCACAGGCCAUGCAGCGGGCAAGCAGAAGCUGGCUGGGAAGGCAAACAGCAGGAAGUCCAAGUCUCCCAUUCCAGGGCAGGGCUACGCCGGCGCCGAGCGGCCCUCCUCGGUGUCUUCAGUCCACUCGGAGGGGGACUACCACAGACAGACUCCGGCCUGGGCCUGGGAGGACCGGCCCUCUUCCACAGGAUCCACGCAGUUCCCCUACAACCCCCUGACCAUGCGCAUGCUGAGCACCACCCCCCCGACCACCAUCGCCUGCGGCCCCCCAGCCCUGCAGGCCCAGCCCGGCCUGCUCCCCCAGAGCCGCAUGUGGGAGCGGGAGACCACGCCCAUUCUGAUGGAGCAGUACGAGACCUUGUCAGACAGCGACGACUGAACGCGGAGCGCCGCAUGACUGACAGCAGGGCGCGCCGCCCCUGGAGGGUUUUUGGAUCCGGGGAGGUUUUCCGGGGAACCCAGAUGGUUUCGGAGCGGAGCAGAGCUGCAGCCCCUGGAAGCCGGCUGAGAGACAGAGGGGAGGCUGGUCGAGGGGCGUCUCUGGAAGGGCAGGGCGCAGACUGUUGUGGAAUUUGAAAAAAAACUUUAAUGUAAAGGAAAAGGACUAUUUCUUGUUCAGUUUCAGUUUGUAAAGAAAAAAACUAAUGUCUUUAAAUCACGUAUGUAAAUAGAGAGUACUUUUUUGCAGUGUUUUUCCUCUUUUUUUGACUUUUGUUUUUAUGUUGCUUUGGAAAUUGAUCCAUUUUGUAAAGGGACCUGUAUUUCACCAACAUUUUCAUGUCUGGGCAAAGGAUAACCCCCUCCCCCACCCAGACUUGUUAAAACACUCUCAUCAAGACGAACGCGGCUUUGCUUUUGUGUGGAAGCUGAUGAUGAAAUACAGACCUCAGUGAGUUCCCGUCUCUUUGCCUCAUGUGGAUAUAGCCAGGUUCUCCAGCAUCCCCAAACUGGUAGAGUAAUUCACAUUUCAGCUGCAAUGUAAAUUUGAAUGCAAGUUAUUUUGCUACACUGUGGAAAUAAUGCAUGGGUAUUUUACUGUUUUUGUUUUCUAAAGAAAUGCUUUUUUUGUUCUUUGAGGACUUACCUCAUUGUUCUGCACACUGGUAAUGAACUGUUUUCAUCAUGGACAAACAUAUAAGCUGAAAAAUCCAUUUUAAUUUAUUUUUUUAAACCCAAAAUUAUUGUAUCUUCUAAUUGAACCAAUGUUUUUAAGAGCAAUGCUCACAGUGGUUAAAUGCACAUUUAGAACUGAAGCUCUGGGAACGUUUCUUAAUGGGUGAUGGUUAUCACUAGUGAUUUGGUUUAUCACUAUUACAUCUUCACACAAAAUGUUCGUUUUUCCCACUUUUGAUAUUGUACAGACUAAGAUCUCUUAAACCUUAUUGCGUAUUUGACAAAAAACAUUGUUGCACUUUUGCAUUGUAACUUUCUGAUCAACAUGUUACUUUUUUCAGUUGGGCGCACACCCAGAAUGUUAGCUUUUGUGGCAUUUUUCUUAAAAAUUAAUAUUAAAUUUCGUAUGUGGAGGCUUGGGUGAUACGGCUCUAGUCAGUUUUGGUUCCUGCAGAUUUUUUUUUGUAUUAUACAUGUUCGGCUGCAGUUCAGUUUUGUAAAUGGUACAGUCAUGUGCAGUAAGGUUGCUGCUUUGUCAUAGUAACAUUGUUGUACUGCACUUUCAUGACAUCCUGUUGAUUUUUAUAGUCGAUUAAACAGAAGAGCAGCUAAGCUAUCGUAGCAAGUGAAGUAGAAUCAUUUCUAAUAAUAAAUCACUUAAGACUUUUGAAUUAACCCAAAAAAUACUUUCCCCAAUUUUACUUUAAAAACCACUUAGGCUUCCUUGCCAAGGCUAAGUACUCCACAUUUUGCAAAGAAAACUUUGUUUUUGAUUUUAAACUCCCAGAGCUGAUGUUCUGAUUUUUAGUUUUUUUUUAUUUUCAGUAUCAGUGUGUUAUCCUGUUUGUCAGUUGUUUACUUCGUUAUUGACAAAACAACAACAAAAAGUUUACACAAUGUGAAUCAGUGGAUCUUAGAAGAGUCAGCACAGUGAUGCAUUUCUCCAUCUUUGUAACAUUUUAAAGUGGUUACGUUUUCUGUUUAAUUUGAGACUUGAAAAGCCCAAGCAUCGCAUUUUGCUGAAAUGCAGUUUGUAUGGCACAAAUGUCUUUUUAGUAGUCAAUGACAAAAGUUCAGACCAAUCAAUAAAGUGGAUCAGUUCUCCACCUCUCUGAA